AUGUUCAUUGCCCGCAGGGCUCUUUCUUUUACUUUUAGAACAUCUCCACUCAAAAAUACUCACAUUUUCUCUGCAGCCAUGGCUACAGCAACAACAGCCGAGGCAGUGAUGCCCCAGGUCCCUUAUAUCCCCCAGGAUGUCCAGAAGGUCUCCAGCAUGGUUCGCGCCCUGGAUGACGCAACAAAGAAGCGCGGAAAGGAGAAGGGUGUCACCAGCUUCUCUUGCAAGAAGACUCCCUUUAAGGUCAAGAACUCCCAGGAUAAGAUCAAGGUGGAUUCCUGGAAGAUGCAGGAGUGGGAUUACAAGAAGCGCGACCUGCCUACAUACGCCCGAGGUCUCUUCACAACACAGAACAUGCAGAACGAGCCUGAGAUCGUUGUGCGCGGAUACGACAAGUUCUUCAAUAUCGGUGAGGUGAAUGAGACGCAGUGGGACAACAUCCUGAAGAGGACCAAGGGUCCCUAUGAACUCACGUUAAAGGAGAACGGUUGCAUCAUCUUCAUCUCUGGCUUGGAAGACGGAACGCUCCUCGUCUGCAGCAAGCACUCGACUGGAGACCGUGCUGAUGCCGAUCUAAGCCAUGCCACCGCAGGCGAGCGCCUGCUGGAGAAGCAGCUUGCUACUAUCGGCAAGACAAAGGAGGAUCUGGCUCGGGAGCUGAGGGAUCGCAAUGCCACUGCUGUAGCCGAGCUCUGCGACGACUCUUUUGAGGAGCACAUCCUCGAGUACGGCCCCGACAAGGCUGGUUUGUACAUCCACGGAAUCAAUCUGAACCUCCCAGAGUUCGUGACCUAUCCCAGUGCCGCGGUCCAGAGCUUCGGCGACGCGUGGGGCUUCAAGCAGGUUGGCCUGAUUGUGAUGGAUGAUAUCAACGAGGUCAAGAAGUUCCUUGAGGAGGCGGCAGAGACUGGCGCCCACGGUGGCCGAGAUGUCGAGGGCUUUGUUAUCCGCUGCAAGGAGAGCUACGACCCUGCAAAAGCCCCCUACCGUGAUUGGUUCUUCAAGUACAAGUUCGAGGAGCCUUACCUGAUGUACCGCCAGUGGAGAGAGUGCACAAAGGCCAUGAUCUCUGGCCGCCCACCCAAAUUCAAGAAGCACAUCAAGAUUACCGAGGAAUACCUACUCUACGCCCGCCGCCGCCUCCAGGCAGACCCUAACCUCGGCAAGCUCUACCAGCAGAACCACGGCAUCAUCGCCCUCCGCAACGACUUCCUCGCCUUCAAGAACAUGAAGGGAUCCGACGCAGCUAACCUCGAGCUCGACGAGCCCACGCGGGUCGACAAUGAGGUCACUGGCGAUGUCAUCCUGUGCCCCAUCGCCACCAUCGGCUGCGGCAAGACCACCAUCGCGGUUGCCCUGACACAUCUCUUCCAGUGGGGACACGUCCAGAACGACAACAUCUCGGGCAAGGGUCGGCCUCCUCGCUUCACCAAGGCCGUUCUCGAACAGCUAAAGGACCACCCCGUGGUUGUCGCAGACCGAAACAACGCCCAGAAGCACGAGCGGAAGCAGUUCAUUACAGAUGUAAAGGUACAGCACAAGACGGCCCGUCUGAUCGCUCUCCAUUUCAACCAUGAUGAUUCCAAUGUCGACGAGGUCCGCCGGAUCACCCAGGAGCGCGUCAUCGCUCGCGGCGACAACCACCAGACCAUCCACGCUGCGACCGACGCAGAGAAGUUUCUCGGCGUGAUGGAGGGCUUCAUCAGCCGCUUCGAGCCCCUCUCCGCCUUCUCGCCUCCCGAUAACGGCUUCGACGGAAUUAUCCACCUCGAUCCCACCGCCGGCAGCCGCGUCAACCUCGAAAAGGUCAUCACCGAACUGCACCAGAUGUACCCGAACCUAGUCCCCGAGGUACCCUCCGCCGAGCGUCUCGACCAGGCCGUCCAGUCCGCGUUCAUCGAGUACAAGCCCGAGUUCAAGCACAACAUCCCCGACCGCGGCCCUCGCAAGCAGCCUCAGCAGCAGCAUCAGCUAGGCCAGCAGCCCAAGAAGCAGAAGAAGAAGCCUCUCGAGUACAUGUCCGUCGAGGUUCCCGCCCAGGAGGUCCGUGGCGUUCUCGAUGGCACCUUUAACAAGGCCGACGCCAACGUCUCCCGCUUCUACAAGCAGCUCAUCCAGACGCGCCGGGUGCAGCCAAAGUUCCACGUCACGCUGAUGCACCGCGCCAGCGUCAAGGAGCAUCCCGAGCUUUGGCAGCGGUACACUGGCAUCCAUGCCGAGGCGGAGAAGGAGGCCGGUAGUCAGGAUGUGGCCAACGUUCGUCCGCUAGGCGAGUGCGGCGUCGAGCUUGAGCGGGUGGUUUUCGAUGACCGCGUCAUGGCCAUCGUCGUGCGCCUGGUCGAUGAGACGGAGCAGUGGAAGUGUGUCAACGCCGUCGCGCACAUCACGGUCGGCACGCGCGACGACAACGUCAAGCCCAAGGAGAGCAACGAUCUGCUGGCCCGGUGGUUGGAGAACGGCACGGGCGAGGAUACGGGCAUCAAGGAGGUUGUCUUUGACAACAAACCCAGUCUGCAGGGCACCGUCAGGGGCGUCCUUUCGAGAUAG
Messenger RNA from Colletotrichum truncatum, 2547 nucleotides. Its product is annotated as tRNA ligase. Gene Ontology annotation, cellular component: nucleus. Gene Ontology annotation, biological process: tRNA splicing, via endonucleolytic cleavage and ligation. Gene Ontology annotation, molecular function: phosphoric diester hydrolase activity; GTP-dependent polyribonucleotide 5'-hydroxyl-kinase activity; ATP binding. The record is from RefSeq and is a predicted model, not a curated record. Lineage: Eukaryota; Fungi; Ascomycota; Sordariomycetes; Glomerellales; Glomerellaceae.